AUGUUCUUUAAGUCAUGUGCUUUUCAUAAAUAUUCUCUCUCUCUCUCUCUCUCUCUCUCUCUCUCUCUCUCUCUCUCAUUUUCCUUGGAAAUUGCAUUAGCUAGAAAAGAUGAUAAGGAGUUUUGUCAAAGAGAUCGGGGCCUUUUCCCGGGGUUUCCCCCCCGGGGUUUUUUGGGGGGGUUUUUUUUUCCCCGGCCCGGGGGUUCCUCCCUUUCAUCCCCCCGGGCCUCCCCCGGUUUGGUAGGGUCGGGGGGUUUUUUUUCCCCCCCGGGGGCACCCGGGCCUUUUUUCCCCGGGGGCACCCCUUUUCCCCGGGGGGGGACCCCCCUUUUCCCGGGGGUUUUUCCUUUUUGGGCAUCCCCGGGGGGGGGCCCUUUUUUUUUUUUCCCCCCCUUUUUUGGGGCCCCGGGGGGAACCCAAAAGGGGGAAAACCCCCCCUUUUUUUGGGGGGCCCGGGUUUUUGGGUUCCCCCCGGGUUUUCCCUUGGUUUGGGCCGGGGGGGGCCCCCCCGGGGGGUUUGGGCCCCUUUUUGGGGUUUUUCCCCCCGGGGGCCCUUUUUUCCGGGGGACCCCCCCGGGGGCCUGGCUUUUUUUUUCCCCUUGGCAUUUUCCCGGGGGAGGGGCCCGGGGGCCCCUUUUCCCCCGGGGUUUUUUUGGGGGGGGGGGGGGGGCCCCCCCCCGGGGGGGGGCCCCCUUUUUUCCUUUUUUUUCCCCUUUUUCCUUUUUGGGCCCCCUUUUUUCCCCCGGGGCCCUUGGCCCCCUUUUUUGGGGUUUUUUGGGGGGGGGUUUGGGAAAAACCCCCUUUUUUUUAAAUUUUUUUCCCCCCGGGGUUUUCCUUUCCUUUUUUUCCCCCCUUUUUUGGGGGCCCAAACCCUUUGCAUCUGGGCACCCCCUUUUUUCCCGGGUUUGGGCCCUUUUUUUCCCCCCCUUUUCCCCCUUUUUCCCUUGGGCCCCUUUUUUUGGGGUUUUUGGGGGUUUCCCCAGGGACCCCACCCCUUUUUUCCCCCUUUUUUGGGGGGGGGGCCCCCUUUUUUUGGGGGAACCUCCCCUUUUCCCCAAAUUUUGGGCCCUACCGGGGUUUUGGGAAUUCCCGUUUUUUUUUUGGGGGGGGCCCCCUUUCCCGGGCCCUUUUUUCCCUUUUUCCCCCGGGGCCCCCGGGUUUGGCCCCCCCCCCCAAGGGGGGGCCCGGAAAAUUUUGGGGUUCCCCCUUUUUUCCCCCUUUUUUUGGGGGCCCUCCCGGGGUUUUUUCCCCGGGCCCCGGGCCCCCCGGGGUUUUGGGGGGCAUCCCGGGGGCCCCCCCUUUUUUUCCCUUUCCAAAAUUCCCCCGGUUUCCCCCCGGGGGGGCCCCCCUUGGCCCCCGUUUUUCCCCCCCCGGAAAAGGGGGGAAACCCCCGGGCCUUAUCGCCCCCGUGGUUUUUCCCCCCUUUUUCCCCCCUUUUUGGGGGCCGGGGGGCCCCCUCCCUUUCCCCCCCCCCCUUUUUGGGGGCCCUAG
Messenger RNA from Acanthosepion pharaonis, 1491 nucleotides. The record is from the annotation of a GenBank genome assembly. NCBI's taxonomy places the organism in Eukaryota, Metazoa, Mollusca, Cephalopoda, Sepiida, Sepiidae.